This is a messenger RNA of Macrobrachium nipponense, 1455 nucleotides long. Its product is annotated as alsin-like. Gene Ontology annotation, biological process: endosomal transport; regulation of GTPase activity. Gene Ontology annotation, cellular component: cytoplasm; intracellular membrane-bounded organelle. Lineage: Eukaryota; Metazoa; Arthropoda; Malacostraca; Decapoda; Palaemonidae. The record is from RefSeq and is a predicted model, not a curated record. Gene Ontology annotation, molecular function: small GTPase binding; guanyl-nucleotide exchange factor activity.
GUGUGGGCGUGGGGGUCAGCGAACAAGGGCCAGCUAGGUCUCGGUGACCUCAGCCACAGGUCCACUCCUACGAGCGUUGCGACACUUAACCACAUGGGUGUUACGAAAGUGGUUUGUGGCAGCCACCACUCGGCUGCUCUAACCAUCGAUGGAGAGGUAUUUGUUUGGGGAGAAAACUUUUCAAGUCAUUCGGGAGGAACGCAGACCAAUGAUGUAGCAAAUAACCAAUCUCCAAACAAGUCCUCUACUACAACUAAGGUUGAGCCCACUGUCGGCACUCCCCAACGGCUGGAAUUACCAGAAGGAGCCUUAGUAAGGGAUCUUGCAUCGGGCGAUAACUUUUUGAUCAUUAUAUCGGUCGAUGGGCUCGUUUACUACAUAGGGAAGUUGAGAGAGGAAGAAACGACCACUGUGGAGCAAAUCCCUGUUGGGGAUGCGGCAAUGCGUUGCAGAUCCGUUCUGUGCCAGUGUGACAGUGUUGUUUGUACAUCUGACGAGAUGCACCCUCAGGUAAUUACAUUUUUACAAGAAGAGAUGAAGUAUUUGAAUCUGCUCAAAUUCGUGGCCCAGCACGUGGUCAAGCCCUUCCAGCAAGUGACAGAGCUCUCUGUGAGAGGCAAGACCUCUGUGACUCCUUACAGGGACAAAGUCAGUGCAGCUAAUGAUAAGAAUUGCCCCAACGGUAAGCUGUGUGCACGAAUGGAAGAGAGCAACCAGCUUCACCAAACCAAGCAGGUUCUCUUGGACUCGUAUUUGGAUGUUACUCACGCGGUUGCGAGUAGCAUCAGUGACAUGCUAGAUGACCAAGCCAGCGAUGUCACUGCAGUAAUACCAAUUAUACGUCAGGUUGAAGAGUACAAAUCUAUAUACCAGAAAUACAUGAACAUAGUUUGUGAUGCCCUAGCGAUCAGCGGACUUACACUAAGCAGCAAAGAGGCCAUUACUGUCAUCGAAAAGUGUCCGCCAGUCCUGUCCAGUCUCGUCCCCGAGUCAAAGAGGAAAACAAACAGUGAAUAUUUUGCUCACCUCAUCCUUCGUCCUCUGCAACACAUACACGAAUACGCAGACUUCCUCAUGAAGAUGAAGCAAGAUAGCGAAACUUACUACUCACCGUUUACGUUAGAUAAGAUUAAAAUAGCGCACGCUCACUGGAAGCAGCUCUCCAAUGCAGCUCAUAAGAGUCAGGUGGAAGCUGAAUCAACAAAGGCUUACUGGGAGACUUGCAGUCCAAAAAUCAUGGAAGCGCUGGCAAACCCCACUCGCAGGAUCCUGCGAGAUUCCCGUACGAAUCCCAUAAACGUCCACAACGCGGGUCGAUUCUCUUCUCACUCAUUUGUGCUCUUCACCGACAUCUUAGUACACAUACAGUAUUCCAAUUUCUCAACUUACUCCCUCAGCACAAUGUGGGUUGAACCUGUUCCUAACACUUCAAAUAUUCAAAUGAAUAAUACUUGA